Molecule: messenger RNA, 2562 nt
Organism: Blastomyces dermatitidis ER-3
Lineage: Eukaryota; Fungi; Ascomycota; Eurotiomycetes; Onygenales; Ajellomycetaceae
Product: GDP-mannose transporter 1
Exons: 3
Coding region: 277-1428 (383 amino acids)
Cellular component (GO): Golgi apparatus
Molecular function (GO): antiporter activity; GDP-mannose transmembrane transporter activity
Source: RefSeq, a predicted model, not a curated record
GAAUUAUCUAUCUCAACCUACUUUUUUUCCUCCCGCUGUUUCACUCCCAUCCCGCUCUCCGUUGUUAGGCUCAUUCCACUCACUUGUCAUCUGUUCUGAUUGCUAUUUUCUUCGUCAGGAUUUCUGCUUUCCUUCUUCUUUUCUCGGAGCCUGUAUUGUUUUCUUUAACGCUUUUCCUGCCUUCCUCUCCUCCUUUCUCUUGCCCGCUCGACCGGCCCCCUUUAAUAUUGCAAACUCGUCGCUUUUCUCACCCCUUCUUGAAAUAAUCAGUGCAAAAUGGCGGACGAUAAGAGAAAUGAUGACUACGCCAUUGAUAUGGACAAAUUGGAUGCCAAUAACAAACGAUUCGAUGCUCCACCACCAUCGCAACCUCGACUCCCUGCAUCACGCUCCUCAUAUGCUCAAAGCUCCGCUCUCCCCGUAUUCUCCUACUGCUGUUCUUCGAUUCUGAUGACCGUUACAAAUAAAUAUGUUUUGUCAGGGACUUCAUUUAACUUGAACUUUUUCCUUCUGUGUGUCCAGUCUCUUGUUUGCGUUGCUGCAAUUCAAACUGCCAAGUCCUUGAAAAUCAUCACGUUUCGCGAUUUUAAUAUAGACGAGGCGAAGAAAUGGUUUCCAAUUUCUCUCCUCCUCAUCGGCAUGAUAUACACCGGCACUAAGGCCUUGCAGUUUCUCUCCAUCCCCGUAUAUACUAUCUUCAAGAACUUGACAAUUAUCCUGAUCGCGUACGGCGAGGUGCUGUGGUUUGGAGGCUCAGUCACCGGCAUGGUGCUGUUCUCAUUCGGCUUAAUGGUUCUGAGUUCCAUCAUUGCGGCCUGGGCUGAUAUAAACUAUGCACUUUCAGCAGUAGGCGUGGAUGCUACAAGCAAAAUUUCAACGCUCAAUGCUGGAUACGUCUGGAUGUUGAUCAACUGCCUGUGCACUGCCACUUACGUUCUCGGCAUGCGCAAGAGAAUCAAGUUGACCAACUUCAAGGACUUUGACACCAUGUUCUACAACAACCUCCUCUCCAUUCCUAUCAUUCUAGUUGCCUCUCUUGUCGUGGAAGACUGGUCAUCAGAGAACGUGAACUUGAACUUCCCCACAGAGACUCGCAGCCGCAUUAUCAUGGCGAUGAUUUUCUCAGGCUUGUCCUCCGUUUUCAUCUCAUACACCUCUGCAUGGUGUGUGCGGGUGACAUCGUCCACAACUUAUUCCAUGGUGGGAGCACUGAACAAGCUUCCCAUUGCCUUGUCCGGCCUCAUCUUCUUCGACGCCCCGGUGACCUUCCCCAGCGUCUCCGCCAUUUUCGUUGGCUUUGUCAGCGGUCUCGUGUAUGCCAUGGCAAAGGUUAAACAAAACUCGAGGCCCAGAAUCGGCGUCCUUCCCACAUCCAAUCCUCCAAUAAGCGCCAGCAGCCAAAGCAUGAGAGACGGACUUAAAUCCUAAGAAUUUGGAUGAUAUACAUACUUCUCCGGUGCCCUUUUUAAUGCCGACGGUGGCUACCGAAACUGAGCCCAUUAACGGCUAGUCGUUUCCAGGAAGUAAACUACUGGCGCUAUAAAUGAAUGAGGAAGCCUGGCUGAUGUGUGAAACCUCAAGCAUGUACGGCUUUUCAUUGCAGUAUUUCUUGUUUUGCAUCUCUUAGAUAUAUAAAGCUACCUCAGACCACAACAUGCAUGCGAUACGUUCUCUUCCCUGACUGGCCUGCUGCGAUCCAGGACGCAAUGGCCUGAAUUCUUGUUAGCAGGGGGGAAUUUUUCUAUUAGAUUUAUUGAAAUAUAUAACCACUUUAUAUUUCCAUCACUUGGUCUUACUGUCGAGUUUUGAAUUGGCGGAGCUCCUGAAGGGUCACCAUAUAAAAUUCGUUGCCCUUUUCUCGUUACCUCUAUUUUUUCCCCUUCCUAUUUUAUUUUCGUUUUUGACCGUUCCCCUUCUACUUCGUCGAUAUUGUUUUAAUCCCGUUUGCCUACUUAUAAUAAUAAACCUUCGUGGCCUCUGUUUUCAACAUAUUUUUCUCGUUUCGAACCCAUGUCGUUUCUAUUCUUCCCAUCUUCAACUUUUAAACUCAUUUUCAAAAUUUUUUGGAGUCAGAGUCUAUUUCUUCAUGAGGCGCGUGGGAUAAGGAUUUUGAGCAAGGCUUGCAUUUUUUGCUUGCCUAUUUUCCUCCUGGCCUGUUGGGUUUUCUGUUGUUUUCUGCUACUAUUAUUAUCUCACACAUUUACCUGUACAUACAUAAAUAACUAGGGUGGUAGAGAAGAAUACGGGCUGAUUUCCCUUCUGUUCCGUUGAUUUAUUUUAUUUUCUUCCAAUGGGCAUGUAAAGAAAAUAUGGUGUUAGUUUCUCUCUUUUAUUCAUUGAAUUGUGGGUUGUGUACUGUCAGUUACUUCACACAACUUGAAUUAAGGCUACCUCGAAACAAAUAAUUUCAAGCAUUUAUUAGAUUAUUUGAAUAAUGAAUACUCCGCAGUUAAUAAAUACAAGAGAAAUAACUAUAGAAUAUCCGUGACUUAUCUAGUUUCUGAUUUUCAUACAUACAAAAUAAGUUGCUGUUUCACCAUGCUGAGAAAGGACAAUUUUUUU